Cololabis saira (Pacific saury) is the source of this 2902-nucleotide messenger RNA. RefSeq names its product von Willebrand factor A domain-containing protein 7-like. The transcript has 16 exons. Bases 42 to 2843 code for a protein of 933 amino acids. Lineage: Eukaryota; Metazoa; Chordata; Actinopteri; Beloniformes; Belonidae. The record is from RefSeq and is a predicted model, not a curated record.
CAAAAUACUCACACAGUGCUGUAGAAGAUCCAGCUUGAGCAAUGACAUCUUCAGGAUUGCCUCUGUUGUGUCUCCUGCUCCUGGAAACUGGAGUUCAGGGUUUUGGGAUAUUGCCAGGUGACUCUCUAAAUCACCUGGAAAUCACAAAGCAAGCAAUACUGGAAACCACUGUGCAGACCUGCCGUGCUUUGGCCCAAAAAGAGGGGACAAACUUCAAUUCUCCAACACAGCCUUUCACCACAGAGGGGGUCACUGCAGCCUGCAACACACCGCAGUCCUCUAAGACUUUUCGCCAAGCAAUCUUUUUUAUCCAGCUGAGGAAUAUACGAGUCGACAUCCGCCACGCUCUCAAUGCAAGCUUUCACUUCGAUGACGAAAACUUCAUUCAAGGAAGGAGAAUCAUCACAGAGGGAAUAACAGCUGUCAAAGCCAGCAACAAGCAAGAGAAUUACGAGGCAGCAAGAGAGAUAUUAGGACAAAUUCUGCAUCCUUUACAGGACUUCUACAGUCACAGUAACUGGGUGGAACUGGGAAACACACUACCAAACUCUAAUCUUAUCAGAGCUGACAACAGCGUUGGUAACAUAGCAGAGGAAAGCAGGGCGACAUGUCGCAGUUGUGAUGGAGACGACUGCAGGAACAACAUCCUGGAUGACAUCAUAGCGCAGAAGAUUUUGACCUCUGGCUACUUUAGCAUCAUUCCUGGUGUCGCAACCAAACCAGAAGGAAAGUGCAGUCAUGGAGGAGCAGUCGAUCUAACGAGUCAGAUCGAGCCUAAAGGUGGGAUCAACAAAGACAGCUUCACAUCCAGCCAUGGACAUCUACACAGACAAGCAGCAAACGUGGCAGUAGCUGCAACCAGUGGGCUCCUAGAGGACAUCCGGAGAGCUGCUGGGGACAAACCUUUCCUAGAGAUGGUGGGGAUCUUGAAAGGAUCCAGUAAAGCUCUUUGUUUUGUCAUUGACACCUCAAGCAGCAUGAGUGAUGAAAUUAGAACAGUGAAGACUGUCACGUCCACAAUAAUCAAUGAUCAUGUGGGAACAGCAGAAGAGCCCUCAACUUACAUUCUUGUACCUUUCAGUGAUCCAGGAUUUGGGCCCCUGAUUAGGACCUCGGACUCCACACUUUUCAAGAAUGUUGUUAACUCACUGACAGCAACUGGUGGAGGAGAUGAUGAGGAAAACAGUCUUUCGGGGUUACAGGUCGCUUUGACUAGUGCCCCUUUCAAUUCUGAGAUCUUCCUCUUCACGGAUGCGCCUGCUAAAGACAAACACUUGAGGAGCACAGUGAUCGCACUCAUAGAGCGGACACAAACAGUGGUGAACUUCAUGAUUACCGACUCAGUGGUGACUAAUCGCCGCAGAAGGAGAGACCAGCGACGGUCCAGAAGAAUAGCAGCAUCUGACCUUCAGCUGUACAGAGACCUGGCUCAGGUGUCAGGAGGUCAGGCUAUUGAAAUCACAAAGGCUGAUCUACCUGUUGCCACAAAAAUCAUUACACAAUCCACCAGCUCCUCUACGGUGACACUUCUUCAGGCAGCCAGGAGCCCUGGACAACCUUCAAAUUUCAAUUUUAGAAUUGACACAACAGUAACAAACCCAACAGUUCAUAUCACCGGGACCGCUGUCAGUUUCACGCUCGUCAGCCCUGCAGGUGUAUCUCAGGUCAGCACUGACACGACAGGAUCACUCAUCACUUCAGUCUCGUUAGUGGGAAACCUCCAAACGGUGCAGCUACAGACACAAGUCGGAGACUGGGAAAUCAGAAUGGAUUCGACUAACCCCUACACUUUGAAAGUCAUAGGUCAAAGUUCGAUUGACUUCUUGUUUGACUUCGUGGAGCCGUCUCGUGGCCCGUUCCCUGGAUUUGAUGCCCUGGACACGCGCCCCCGCGCUGGUCUCAACGGCAGCCUGUUGGUGUCUUUAAGUGGGAGCGACUCUGCCACGCUGACAGAAGUCGCUCUAGUUGAGUCCUCAGGGUCACAGGAGAUUAAAGGAGAUGUGGUGCCACAGGGGAGUGGGAACUUUUUAGUCCAUGUUGCUAUGAUACCGUCAGUGGAGUUUGUAGUUCGGGUGACAGGAAGUAUUCCCAGCUCUUCAAAUGUCUUCCGAAGGCAGUCGCCCACCACCUUCCGAGCUUCCAAUGUGACUGUAACUGCGGAUCCAGAGAGCAUACUGGUACCAGGCACACCACUCUUAGUGCCCUUCUCCCUGACGACGAAUGGAACCGGUGGGAACUUCACCGUCCGAGCCACCAACAACAGACAAUUCGACCUAACAUCUCCGUCCCUUUUAUUUGUGGAGAGUGGAAAUACUACUAAUGGCACAGUGAGCCUUUCAGCACCUCUCAACACCAUCUCUGGCACGGAUGUCACACUGACGAUUGAGGCGGAGGCUCCAGGGGCAGCAGACACAAACUACAUCGUACUGCGCAUCUCUGUUCUUAAUCCGGUGACUGAUUACACUCUGCCAGGGUGCCAGCUGCUCAGCCUGGUGUCCAACUGCUCUGAAAACUGCAGCCUGUCGACAUGGAAGCUCUCCGUCAGGGCCACUGAUGGGGUUGAAGGGGCUGGUGUCGACCGGGUCAGCCUCGUACAAGGCAAUGGGACCCUGAACGCCACCCUGGUAGCUGGCGACGACAACACCAGGCUGGUAACCUACACUGCGUCCUGCUGUGCACCCGAUGUGGAGCUGCUGGUUGUGGAUCGGGUGGGGAACGUGGGCUCCUGCCUCUACAGUGCCCAAGGGGGCUCAACCGCCGCCGUCUCUGCGUCCAGCAGAGUCAGGCUCUCACCCUUCCUGUGGCUGUUGGGCAUCGUGGCACUAGGUGUAUUAAUGUGCUAAUGACUCAAUCAAUAAUGAAGAACAAAUCAAUGGUUAAGAAAUACCGUAUUUUCCGCACU